AUGACCAAAUUCGUGACCGCUCUUCGAAGGCCGCUUCAAAACGAUCGACACAACAUUAAAUCCACACAAGAAUGGAGAAAUAAUGAACCACAACGCAUACCUGGAGAUUAUCUUGUUCCAGAAAGACUAGAAGCUGCCCUCAAGAAAAAUUGGCAAAAUCAGUAUGCCGUUGAAAUGCGAUCGAAUGAGUAUCGUAUCCGCGCACCGGGUAAGCUCAGUGACAACGAAAUUCGGACAUGUUACUCCCCGGGGUAUUAG
Molecule: messenger RNA, 258 nt
Organism: Trichoderma harzianum CBS 226.95
Lineage: Eukaryota; Fungi; Ascomycota; Sordariomycetes; Hypocreales; Hypocreaceae
Exons: 2
Coding region: 1-258 (85 amino acids)
Source: RefSeq, a predicted model, not a curated record